AUGAUCCUUUCACCAAAUGACAUUGACUUUGGAUCUCUGGAAAAUAUGUCGCAGACUAGUAUUCACCAGCCGGUUCUUGUAGGUCAAUAUGCGAUAAUACAGAUGCCGGCCCUGAACUUUACAUUUCCAGCUCUAGAAUCCUGUGACUAUCUUACCACAUGGGGAAACAUAUCAAAACUAUCAAUGCCCAUGUUAAUCGGUGGUAAAGAUGUACACGACCCCAUCUCUAUCGAUGCCCAAACAAUUUUUGAAUCACCUGUACCCAUUAACUUUGACUCUCUCACUAAUGCCGCCGAAAUUGAUGUUAAAGUUUCCGAUCACACAUCCACAGUGUUCGCAGCGCAGUACGAUUAUAUCUCACCGGAAUAUGAGAGUCGGGUAUUUCGAUGUCAAUCUUAUUUUGUAGGAGAAACAAAAAAAGGACUCUCCCCAGAUGUGCAAAAUGGACUAGGGUUUGGACUGGGACCUGGAGGGGGGCUGGCGGCAGUUUUGGAAUUUGCGUGGUUGUUGAGAUGGGUUAGGCAGAGGAAGGCUGGGAAAUCGGGUGGAAAAGGGGGAGAGAAUGGUGAAGGUCAGAGUAGGGCUAAUACGAGGAGCGAGAUAGAAGGUGAUGGUCGUGAGAUCAAUAUAACGAGAAGAUAG
This is a messenger RNA of Botrytis fragariae, 642 nucleotides long. RefSeq lists its product as uncharacterized. The record is from RefSeq and is a predicted model, not a curated record. Lineage: Eukaryota; Fungi; Ascomycota; Leotiomycetes; Helotiales; Sclerotiniaceae. The transcript has 4 exons. The coding region runs from base 1 to 642 and encodes 213 amino acids.